Molecule: messenger RNA, 2590 nt
Organism: Aspergillus alliaceus
Lineage: Eukaryota; Fungi; Ascomycota; Eurotiomycetes; Eurotiales; Aspergillaceae
Product: DEAD/DEAH box helicase
Exons: 3
Coding region: 337-2301 (654 amino acids)
Cellular component (GO): nucleus
Molecular function (GO): ATP binding; RNA binding; RNA helicase activity
Source: RefSeq, a predicted model, not a curated record
UGUUACUCAUAUUUGAUCCUAUCCGGAUCGCCACUCAAUAGAGAGACACAAGGAUACUUCUCUUUUCCUUCAAGUUUCUCUCCUUCCCUCCUGUCCUGUACAGAAAAAACGAAAUCUCGGGCGCUCUUUUCCCGUUUUUUAACGAUACGCAGAUCGCGCUUCUGCUCCCCGGGUUUUUAAAAAGCACUUCUCGUUUAUCGUUUUCUUUUCUCUCUUUCUGUACGUCAAAACCAUCAUCACAGUUCCCGCGACAGGAAACCCGCAUUUCUUCUGUGCGACUUGAAAACGCAUUGCUUAUCUGUCAUCUCUCUAGACAGUUCGUGAAAUACCGCAAAGAUGGCCGACAGCCUGAAGAUGGGAAGCCUUUCCCUCAACGACUCCCAGCAUGCGCCUGCCCCUACCAAUCCCACUGGCCGCGCUGCCUACAUCCCUCCCCAUCUCCGUGGACGCCAAACCGGUGCGAAUGUGGACGGACCCGCCGCUGCUCCCCCCGCCCCUAGCGGUCCUGGCAAUUCUUGGGGUUCAAGAGGCGGCCCUCGCGGUGGUAACUGGGCCAACGCCAACGCUCCUGAUUUCAGCCCUCGCGGUCCCAAUGGUAAUACCGGUUCUUAUGGCAGUGGUGCCAGUGCCAGAGGCUCUGGAGAUGGCCAGUGGCGCGAUGGCAAGCACAUUCCCGGUCCUGCUAAUCCCCGCUUGGAGCGUGAACUUUUCGGCGUGCCCAAUGAUCCCACCAAGCAGAACACUGGUAUCAACUUUGCCAACUACGACGACAUUCCCGUGGAAGCAUCCGGCCAUGAAGUCCCCGAGCCCGUCAACGCUUUCACCAACCCUCCCUUGGAUGACCACUUGAUUGAAAAUAUUAAGCUCGCCUACUAUCAGACCCCCACCCCAGUGCAGAAGUACUCUAUCCCCAUUGUGAUGAACGGUCGCGACUUGAUGGCUUGUGCCCAGACCGGUUCCGGAAAGACGGGUGGUUUCCUGUUCCCAAUCUUGUCUCAGGCCUUCCAGAACGGGCCUUCUGCGACCCCUGCCCCGGCAUCCGGCCAAUUCAGCUAUGGCCGUCAACGCAAGGCUUACCCGACAUCCCUCAUCUUGGCCCCGACUCGUGAACUGGUCUCUCAGAUCUUUGAUGAAGCUCGCAAGUUCGCUUACCGCUCCUGGGUCCGUCCUUGCGUCGUCUACGGUGGUGCCGAUAUUGGUUCUCAGCUCCGCCAGAUCGAGCGUGGAUGUGACCUGUUGGUUGCCACUCCGGGUCGUCUCGUAGAUCUCAUUGAGCGUGGCCGCAUUUCCCUUGUGAACAUCAAGUACCUGAUUCUGGAUGAAGCUGAUCGCAUGUUGGACAUGGGUUUCGAGCCUCAGAUCCGUCGUAUUGUGGAAGGUGAAGACAUGCCCCAUGUCAACGACCGCCAAACUCUGAUGUUCUCUGCCACCUUCCCUCGGGAUAUCCAGAUGUUGGCUCGCGACUUCCUGAAGGAUUAUGUUUUCCUUUCGGUUGGUCGUGUUGGUUCGACCUCCGAGAACAUCACCCAGAAGGUUGAAUACGUCGAAGAUCACGACAAGCGCUCCGUUCUUCUGGAUAUCCUCCAUACUCAUGGCACUAGCGGUCUUACUCUCAUUUUCGUUGAGACUAAGCGCAUGGCCGACUCCUUGUCUGACUUCCUGCUGAACCAACGCUUCCCUGCCACCGCCAUUCACGGUGACCGCACUCAGCGUGAACGUGAGCGUGCUCUGGAGAUGUUCCGUUCCGGCCGUUGCCCUAUUUUGGUUGCUACCGCUGUCGCUGCUCGUGGUCUUGAUAUCCCCAACGUUACUCACGUUAUCAACUACGAUCUGCCUACUGACAUUGACGACUAUGUUCAUCGUAUUGGUCGUACCGGUCGUGCCGGUAACACCGGUAUUGCCACCGCUUUCUUUAACCGUGGCAACCGUGGCGUCGUUCGCGACCUGAUUGACCUUCUCAAGGAGGCUCACCAGGAAGUCCCGUCUUUCUUGGAGAGCAUUGCUCGUGAGGGCAGCGGAUACGGCGGCCGUGGUGGCCGUGGAGGUCGUGGCCGUGGUACCAACGCCACCCGUGACAUGCGUCGUAUGGGCGGUGGUCCUGGCAUGGGUAGUGCUGCUGCUCCUUCCUUCGGCGGCAGCAGCUAUGGCGCCCCCAGUGCUGGCUACGGUGGUAGCUACGGUGGCGGCCCCUCUUAUGGUGGCGGCAGCGGCGGCGGCUAUGGAGGUGGUUAUGGCGGUGGCAGCGGCGGCGGCGGCUAUGGAAACCCCUCGGGCCCUACCGGACCUUCCUCCUGGUGGUAAAUACGGGGUUGUGGUCUUUGAUGAGGCCGUCAGGUCUGAUUGGCUCCUUUCAUUUUCAUUUGCCUUUCAUUUGACGGAUACGAUCAGAACGAGCCCUGAGUUGCCCUUUUCCUUUGUUUGUUUUAUCUCAGGAACGGCUUUGUCAUGACUGCCACGACUUCAUUUUAGAAUUUUCUUUUUCAUUCUCAUUAUUCUCAUUUUGAGUUAUCGGUGUUUCUAUUUCUGAGCAUUUCGCAGAUUUUGUUUGUUUGUUAUCGAUUUUAGACAUGGUCUUAUGAUGCGGUCCGAU